AUGUUUAAGGCAUUUGACGCAGAGUCAGAAACAUUCAACUUGCAAAAAGAUCAACCCUCGAUUACUAUAAAAGGAGUCGAUGUGGAGGAAAUUUUUGGUCUGAAGGACAAAGCAGCAGAUGGGCUGGAUAUUGACACCAUCCUUUAUGAGGAUGGGGAAUAUGCAGAAAAUGAUAUACCAUCUCGUUUUCUGAACAAGUCCACCGGCAGUCUGAGUAUUGAUGGAUUGAUCUCGGACGCAAUCAAGAGCGGAUUAGCCGACGAUGACUUCCUUCGAAGAGCAGUUCUUGUGGCCCUUGGUACAGUUCUUGCACCACAGUCCAGCUCAACAGUUCCGUUGGAGUAUUGGACAAUUGUUAAGUACGUGUCACGUUUGAAGAAAAUGAACUUCAAUGGUUUCACACGUUCUUAUUUAAUUAACAAUAUAAAGAAACUGCGAAGUGAACAUGAGAUGGUGCAAUGGCCCCGCGGCAACCUAGCCCUGCUUCAGUAUAUUUACUAUGAAAAAGUGCACCCAACUGGUUCACAAUUGACGUCAUCAAAGCCGUUGAUGAGGAACUGGACAGAAGAAGAGGCGAGUAAGAGAGACAACAUUGAAUACCAACAUGGACGAGGAACAGGCUUGAUUGACGACGACAUAUCUGCUAACCACAGAAGGGAGGUGAUCCACACACCUGACGUUCCUCCAAGAUCAAAGAGGAAGCAAAGUAAAAGAGCUAAAGCUUCAGGUUCUAGCAUGAAAACGCCAGGUUCAGUGGAUGAUUCAAGAAUGGAGGUCAUGGUUGAGCAUAUUCUGAUUAAACUGACCAAUCACAUAGACACAUCAAUAAGCAAACAUAUGGACAAAUUUGCAGACGUAUCUGCUCAGAAAGUCCUAAAAAUGCUUAACGCGAAAGGAGUUGCGUACAGGGCAGGCAAGGCUGACAUGUCUGAUGACGAAGAUCAGGAGGUGGAAGACAAAAAAGAAGGAGCGGCCUCCACACCUAGCCAUGGCGGCCUUCCGCCUAAAGAUUUCAUGGACAAUGACGACAUCAAGUCAGAUGGCACUGCAUCAUUUUUGAAUUCAGUUAAGGAUCAACAUGACGAUGAAUUGGAAGAUGCAAGUAAGAAGAGUGAGCCGAUGGAUGAUUCGAACUUCGUGACACCCACCGACAAGAAGAAGACUGCUAAUGCUGGGUACACGACACCAGCGCCUAAGCACGGAGACACCCCUGAAGUACCCAUAAUCAUCGACGACAAGGCUACACCUGAAUCGUCCUGCUCGGCAGCUAUUGAUUUAACUCUUCCAGAUGCAUCAGAAGAAUUUGAUAGCUUGAACACGAUCUGCCGGAAAGCGAUAGAAAGUGGGAAGAAGGAGGAGAAAAAAGAUGAUGUAUGUGGCAAAAAGGAGGAGAAAAAGGAAGAUGUCUCUGGGAAGCGCAAACGCAAAGCUCCUCGCAAAUUAAGUUCCCCAAGCAUUGUGAUGACCGAGAACUGUCCUAAACGGUUUCCACGCGCAGUCAGAAAAGGUCCUGAUGCUUUGUUCAACAACGAAUAUGCCACGGACGGAUCAAAUCCGCUGACACCGGAGAUAAUUGACGCGGCUGCCGAAAGUAAGACUGUGUACGAGAAUGAAGACGGGGCAGUGGCGAGGGCUGAAUUUCUUAAACCUAUCCUUGACCGUGGAUGGCUGUGCGGCACUGUCAUUGAGUGUUACUUGGCUGAGCUGAGAUUAAAAUUGAAGGAUAGGACAAUAUGCCCUGCAUGGAGGGCAAAUUCUAUAGUCGAAAAUCGACCGAGAAGGCAGCGAUGGAAAAAGAAAAACCUUGACACGACGGUUAUUGCAAAAAUGUCAAGUUGCUACGAAAGAUGCGAGCUGGAAUAUUUUGGCACUAACAAGGCUUAUUUCUCGGUUAACAUUUCCAAAUGCCACUGGGUCACCGUCGUCAUGCACAGUGACAAGAAGGAAUUUCAGGUGCUAGACUCGUUAUGGCGCCUUGAGCAGAGCAAGGAUUUUGUGGAAAAGCUGAGAGAAGAAAUCUUGAAGGACGUCGAGUUUGCGAACAAUGAGAUAUCAACAAAGAAGUAUCCAGACAUAGUUUACCUCGAUCUAUAUGCCAGGAACUCAUGUGGACUGUUCCUGUUAGCAUGUAUGGAGCACUGGGAUGGAGAUGAACUAACGGCCAAAUUUUCGCAGGAAACGAUAAACAAGAACAGGAAUAUGACUGCCGCCAAAAUUAUAAUGGCAGAAUCAAACAUGCACGAGAAGGCGAAGAAGGAUGUCCUUGACAUCGCGGCGAAAGCACGUGCGUAA
Molecule: messenger RNA, 2292 nt
Organism: Lolium perenne
Lineage: Eukaryota; Viridiplantae; Streptophyta; Magnoliopsida; Poales; Poaceae
Source: RefSeq, a predicted model, not a curated record